ACAUUUAGAUUAUGACAGCUGUCAGAUAUACGUGAAAAUUUAAUCAAGAGUAUUUUAUUGUUAUUCAACAACGUUUUUUCGGGAAAUUACUUAAUUUAAGAGAAAUAGAAAACCUUAAAUCAUGGGUGGCUGGGCGCUGGAAAUCGGCAAAAUGGUGAUGUAUAUCACAUUUCCUGUCGCCAUGUUCCACUACUUCAACCAACCGGCAUAUUUCGAGAAAUGGGUAACACAAAAGAAGCGAGAGAUCUAUCCACCAGACGACGAUGCAGCGGAAGCCGAGAUUAAAAACACCAUCAAAUUCAUGCGACAGAAACGAGACAUAGAAAUGAUGCAAGCGCUGGAUGAAUUCGAAAACAAGCAGAAAAGUUAAAAGUGCUCUCAAAUGCAAUGUUAAUUCGUAUACCGUUCUGUAAAAUGUUUAUUACAUUAAAUCGAUACAUGAGUGGCGGUGUUGUUACAGUUUAUUAGCCAAA
Bradysia coprophila is the source of this 473-nucleotide messenger RNA. RefSeq names its product protein PET100 homolog, mitochondrial. Lineage: Eukaryota; Metazoa; Arthropoda; Insecta; Diptera; Sciaridae. Gene Ontology annotation, cellular component: mitochondrial inner membrane; mitochondrion. The record is from RefSeq and is a predicted model, not a curated record. Gene Ontology annotation, biological process: mitochondrial respiratory chain complex IV assembly.